AUGAAGGAACCAGUGUAUAAAAAUCCUACUGGAAUAAAGGCUGUGAGGCGCAUUAUCAAGAACUCCAGAGAAAGAGACCGCCAAGAUGUUCCCAUCACCCGAGCCAUGCGUGGCUCAGACCACUGCGACACUGACCAUUGGCUCACCAGAACCAAACUCUCCUUCACAUUGCCCCAAAACAGCGAAGGCAACAAGCAUCCAGAAGAGGCUUUAAUACCAAACAAAUGGAGGUUCCAGCGCAAGAGUCUUGACUCAACAUCAGUAACUUCCCCUCGCAGGGGAUCUCUGGAAGGUCUCACAGUCGCCCUGGUUUCUGUCCUGCUGGUGGAAUCAACGUCCUCCGCGUGCCACGGCAACAACUGUAACACAGGUCGUAGCAUCAGAGGCCAGAGCGUCAACGGAGGCUACGACGGUGUUGGUGGUGGAGUAAUAGCCGUGGACUUCGGUAUCCCAGGCGGUGGUGGUGGGUAUAGUGGCUACUUUCAGGGCCAUCCUGUCGGAGGGUUCAACAACGUGAACUCAUACAGCACUGUAGGUUCAGGAAGCUUCAUUAACAGGGGUGGAGGCUAUGACAGUGGCCUAGGAGUCUUAUUCGACAGUGGCCAGGGAGUCUUUUUCAACAGUGGUGGAGAUUACAACGGCGGUGGAGGCUACGGCAGAGGUGGAGUCUAUGACAACGGUGGGCAGAGAGUCUUUUUCAAUAGUGGUGGUUACGGCGGCAGUAGAGGCUACGGUGGAGGCAGCGGAGGCUACAGUGGAGGCAGCGGAGGCUACGGCGGCGGUGGAGUCUAUGCCAACGGUGUCCAAGGAGUCUUUUUCGACAGUAGUGGAGGCUACGGCGGCGGAGGCUACAGCGGCGAAGGUGGUGGAGGCUACGGUGACGGAGGUGGUGGAGGCUACGGCGACGGAGGUGGCGGAGUCUACGGCGGCGGAGGCUACAAUGGUGGCGGCGAAGGAUACGGCAGCAGUGGAGGCUUUAGCGGGGGCGGAGGCUACGAAAGCAACAGAGGUCACGACGACGGAGGCUACGGUGGCAACAGAGGUCACGAUGAUGGAGGCUACGGUGGCAACAGAGGUCACGGCGACGGAAGCUACGGCGGCAACAGAGGUCACGGCGACAUAGGUCAUGGAGACGGAAGCUACGGCGGCAACAGAGGUCACAGCAACAGAGGUCACGGCAACAGAGGUCAAGGCGACGGAGGCUACGGUGGCAACAGAGGUCACGGCGACAUAGGUCAUGACAACAGAGGUCACGGCGACGGAAGCUACGGCGGCAACAGAGGUCACGGCGACAUAGGUCAUGGAGACGGAAGCUACGGCGGCAACAACAGGUCACAGCAACAGAGGUCACGACAACAGAGGUCACGGCAACAGAGGUCAUGGCGACGGAGGCUACGGUGGCAACAGAGGUCACGGCGACACAGGUCACAGCAACAGAGGUCACGGCGAUGGAAGCUACAGCGGCAACAGAGGUCACGGGGAUGGAAGCUACGGCGGCAACAGAGGCCACGGCAAGAGAGGUCACGGCAACAGAGGUCACAGUGACGGGGGCUAUGGUGGCAACAGAGGUCACGACAACAAAGGUCACGGCAACAGAGGUCACGGCGAUGGAGGCUACGAUGGCGGUGGUGUGGUCAAUGUCCCUUCCACUGGUUAUCUUCCGCCCGUGUAGAGCCGCCUGAUAUCCUCACCAGGACAAAGAAUCCCUAACUACAAUGAAGCGACUCGACCAAAAUUCAUCCGAAUUACCUCACCAUGUACAAGGAACUGAAGCACUAGAAUACACUCCCGCCUGUAAGAGUUUAGUGUUUGUCAGCACCACUGUACCCAGCCAACCAUAGACCCACAAUACUAUUUAUCAUGUACAAGUUUACUCACAGAAGUAGAAUCGUGAAAAUAUUCUUGUUUACUCACUACCAUUUUAUUUUAGCUGUGUAAAACCGACAUCGUAUGUAAGGAUGAAUGAUACACUACCUUAAAAUACAGUUGGAGAUGUUUUGAUUACAUUUAAAAUAAUUAAAAACUACAGAAAUUACCAAUGUAUACAAAGAAAUUU
Molecule: messenger RNA, 2056 nt
Organism: Homarus americanus (American lobster)
Lineage: Eukaryota; Metazoa; Arthropoda; Malacostraca; Decapoda; Nephropidae
Product: glycine-rich cell wall structural protein 1.8-like
Exons: 4
Coding region: 1-1545 (514 amino acids)
Source: RefSeq, a predicted model, not a curated record